Molecule: messenger RNA, 1029 nt
Organism: Auanema sp. JU1783
Lineage: Eukaryota; Metazoa; Nematoda; Chromadorea; Rhabditida; Rhabditidae
Source: the annotation of a GenBank genome assembly
AUGAUGAAGAGUCUCAUUCUUCUUCAUUAUAUCUGCUUUCUGGCAGUAUCAGCCAAUCCUAGUCGAGUUGGAAAGGAUAUAGAAAUACCAUCUGGCCCCUGUUUAUUCAAUUCAAACAAGUUGAAAUGUACUGAUAACGGAUUUUACGAAAUGGUUCAGUGCGAUGGUAAUAGCUGCUUCUGUGUGGAUUCUCAUAAUGGUCAAAUAGCCGAGUUGAGCAGAACAACGAGCAACAAAGUUGCACCCAGAUGCUCAGACUGCUACAUAUCAAUUUACGGAAAGUUUAAAGGAAACCAACUGCCUGACUUUACAUAUAUACCUAAAUGUGAUAAUCAGCAUGGAUUCUAUGAGGCCCUCCAAUGUCAGGGGGAUACUUGUUAUUGUGUGGAUCCCAAGAGUGGAUCAGAAAUCGCUGGAUCAAGACAAAAAAAUGGAUUAAAUAACAACAUUUCAUGUAAAAAUGAAUCAGAUUCCAAUAAUCAAGAUGGCAAGCAAGAUCUUCCAGUAGCUCAACCGUUCUGCAAAUUAGAACAUGAUGCUGGUUAUAGCUGUUCUGAUGGGAAUUCCCGAACAAUGUAUCAUUUUGAUCCAAGCACGUUCACUUGUCUGGCUUUCAAGUACAAUGGAUGUGGAGGAAAUCUGAACAGAUUUGUUUCCGAUUCUGAAUGUCACUCCUCCUGUUUGAUGCUUGAUUUCUCAUCUUGUGCUUUUCUGAAAACUCCAGCAAUCGGAAAAAACAAAGAAACCAUUACCUGUGGAGGUCCUAUACGAUUUGGUAAAGCAGAAGAUAGCUGCCCCCAAGGAUAUAAAUGCGUAAUGGGGGCUUUCUUUGGAUUCUGCUGUCCUCAAGAAUCAGAAGAAAAAAUGAGCAAAGCCUAUCAACCACGAUGUGCAACUGGCAAACCGUACAGCACAAAUACUGAUGGAUAUGAGAAUAUACUGUUUGGCAAAAAGUGUUCAGAUAACUUCUGUCCGAACAACUUCAAAUGUAUCCAAAACGAAAUUUUUGCUCAUUGUUGCCCACUUUAA